AUGGUCGUCUUCACCAUUGUGGGAAACAUCAUGGUCAUCAGCGUGCUGACCAGUCGGUCCCUUCGAGGUCCACAGAAUCUGUUUUUAGUGUCCCUGGCUGCAGCGGACAUUUUAGUGGCCACACUUAUCAUCCCCUUCUCAUUGGCCAAUGAACUGUUGGGCUACUGGUACUUCAAAUCUCUGUGGUGUGAAAUCUACCUGGCACUGGAUGUUUUGUUUUGCACCUCGUCCAUCGCUCACCUAUGUGCUAUCUCGUUGGACCGCUACCUGUCAAUCUCCCGUGUCACCUAUGGCCGUCAGCGGACUCCGAGACGCAUCAAAGCUGCCAUCGUGGUGGUGUGGCUCAUGUCAGCCAUCAUUUCUUUCCCUCCACUGCUGUCUCUGAACAAAAGUGAGCCUGGAUCAGAUGAGCUUGAGAGGGGACCUCAGUGCCAGCUGAACGAUGAACGCUGGUAUAUUCUUUAUUCCACCAUCGGCUCCUUCUUUGCUCCGUGUCUCAUCAUGAUCCUGGUCUAUGUAAGAAUCUACCAAAUUGCCAAGCAAAGAACACGGUGCCCGCCGGGUGAACCCAGGAAAGAUGGGGUGGGCUGCGCCACGCCAAAUCAGCCUUCGCGACAUGCACAUGCCAACGGGAAGGAUGAUGAAGACAGCACCCCACCUUCAACAAAGAAAACUUCCAAUGCCAGACCCCUACCUUGGCCAUCACUCCCUCUCCUUCCCAAAAGCGGCUCCUCAUCCUCCUCUAACCCCACCCGAAUACUCUCCUGCAACCCUCCAUCCCCCUCGCCAGCCUUGACUCCGGGCUCAGACACCCUCCCUACAUCUCCCACCCAGCUUCCUCCACCUAAUCUGCCUCAGUCUGCCCCUGCCAAGACCAAAGGCCAAGGCAAGAAGACCAAGUACCUGGGAAGGAAAAAAGCUGACAACAACAAUGGCGACAGCUCAAGCACAGAGAGUGACAUUGAGCACAGCCAUGGUGGGACAGAGGCAGCACCAGCAUGGCAGGGUUCACCCGCUGGUGGGGGUGUCCACUCCCCCUCCGCCCAGCGCUACCGCAACAUGAUGGCCACUUCCAAGGGAGCUCGGCUGGUGCCAGGGAGGAAAUCCAAAUCGGAGAGCACCCAGGAAGCGGCCAGACGUAGCAUGGUGAACCGGGAGAAACGUUUCACCUUCGUGCUGGCCGUGGUGAUAGGUGUUUUUGUGGUCUGUUGGUUCCCCUUCUUCUUCUCCUACUCACUACAGGCAGUGUGCCCUGAUACCUGCACCCUUCCCGAACCCCUCUUUAAAUUUUUCUUCUGGAUUGGCUACUGCAACUCUUCACUGAACCCGGUUAUAUACACUAUCUUCAACAAAGACUGAAAGGCCUUCAAAAAGAUAUUGGGCAUGGACACAAAGGGGACAUUCUUCUAG
This is a messenger RNA of Lampris incognitus (smalleye Pacific opah), 1410 nucleotides long. It is a transcript of the gene adra2b, whose product is annotated as adrenoceptor alpha 2B. Gene Ontology annotation, cellular component: membrane. Gene Ontology annotation, biological process: adenylate cyclase-activating adrenergic receptor signaling pathway. The record is from RefSeq and is a predicted model, not a curated record. Gene Ontology annotation, molecular function: G protein-coupled receptor activity. NCBI's taxonomy places the organism in Eukaryota, Metazoa, Chordata, Actinopteri, Lampriformes, Lampridae.